Molecule: messenger RNA, 1128 nt
Organism: Rhizophagus irregularis DAOM 181602=DAOM 197198
Lineage: Eukaryota; Fungi; Glomeromycota; Glomeromycetes; Glomerales; Glomeraceae
Source: RefSeq, a predicted model, not a curated record
AUGUCAGGCUUUCCGCGAGCAGACGCCGCGGACUUCAGAGAUAUUUACUCCGGUUAUGAGAAUAAGAAUGACUUCUCUAACCUCCCUCUCAUUACUCCAAUACCCUCACGAGCUCCUGUUACACCUCCUACACCCUUAAAGGAUACGAUAUCUUCUCCUCCGGUGAUAUUACCUAUUGAAAAGAAAAAAAGGAAAAAACGUCCACGUUUAUUAAGGCCUAUUCGUACUAUAGAAAAAUCCUCUUCGCCUGGGAAAAAUAAUCCUUUGAAGAUCUCUUUUUCCAAAUUUCACGUGACUCUUCCACGACGAUCCGGAUAUAACAGGAUUUAUGAAAUCCGACGUUCAAGAAGUUUCUUUUUUGAGUUAGAUGAUCAUCCUCAGAACACCAAUGAUAUUCAUCUCAAGAUACACACAAAUGAUUACCACAUGAACACUAAACCGAUUAGUUAUAAUAACACAAGUACAAUUCCGAACGCUAAAUACCAAAUGAGUUGUAUGCUCACACACUUUUUUUCCUCACAAAGAGUGUUGCCACGCCGUAUUCAGCAAAAAUAUUUUAACUACAUACGAGAUAAAUUAUUGGCUCGACAUAUGAUGGUCUAUUCACAUGAUCAUAGUAAUACUGAACGAAAUCGUAUUACGAAAACUUUUUUCUAUUUUACUUAUAAACGAUAUCGUUUUCAUUUUGGGAUAUAUACCCCCUGUCAACAAAGUUUUAUUCACCCUGGAUUCUCUUCGACCCCGCAUAUAUGUAAUAUACCUGUUCCUUUUGUCAUGUCGAAACAUAGACGAGCGUGUGUUAUGCAUCAACGACAAUUUUUUAGUGAUAUACUACAUCACAAAUCAAAAGAUCCUGUCUCCAAUCCUGAUGGCAUAGUUAAUAGUAAAGCUUUUCAUGCCAAUUUAAUCUACGAUCGAUGGAAAGGUCGCACGAAAAAAUCAGUCUUUUCAAAUAGACUAGGUAUAUCAUAUCAAGAAGCGAUACACGCUAGAGAUGUUCAAUCUGUUUUAGAAUACGGUGUCACCCCCGUCUGCCACCCGGCGGUAAACAAAGUUCCCUGCUUCUGUUAUAUGUGCUCUCAGCGAAACAUUAACAUUCUUGCUUGGUUUAGUUCUAUUACUACUUAA